Anthostomella pinea is the source of this 399-nucleotide messenger RNA. The record is from the annotation of a GenBank genome assembly. Lineage: Eukaryota; Fungi; Ascomycota; Sordariomycetes; Xylariales; Xylariaceae.
AUGGAAAUCAGCGACCGUGCUCUAGUAGGCGAGCAGAAACAGUCGAAAGGCGGUGGCGUCUACAAGGCCCUCGCAGAGGGCGAGAUCAGAGUUCUAGUUCUAGCCCCUGGGAAAUUCGGCGCUCCUCUCAUUGCCAGUCUGGAUCAGAUUGGGCUGUCUCGGGCGAAGUGCGAUCACAUGGAUGACGACGUGGUCGACACGGACGACAGGCCUGGGGACAGCACGGAACAUCAGACAGAUGCGAAGAACAUCGUCGAGGAUGAGAGAGGAGAGGAAGAGGAGUACCACUAUGAGGCUAUCUCGUAUGCUUGGGGAGAGCCGAGGUUUACCUGCGACCUCCGUAUCCCAGGGUUUGGAAAGUUAAAGAUAACACAGACGCUCCACGACGCUUUGCAGUAG